Thrips palmi is the source of this 2836-nucleotide messenger RNA. RefSeq lists its product as uncharacterized. The record is from RefSeq and is a predicted model, not a curated record. The transcript has 6 exons. Gene Ontology annotation, molecular function: protein binding. Bases 216 to 1481 code for a protein of 421 amino acids. NCBI's taxonomy places the organism in Eukaryota, Metazoa, Arthropoda, Insecta, Thysanoptera, Thripidae.
UCGCCUCAGGCCUCAGCGUCGCGUGGUCCUCGAGAGUGGUGUGCUCGUCCUCCCCAGGGCUCCAGGCUGCUUCCAGGGCGUGGUGUGGGACGAGUGCCCGCUAGCGGGUCGGCGCAACACAGCCCGGCGGCCGCUGGAGGUUAGGUCGGCCCUUGUGCGGUGAGAUAUCUCGGCGAGCAGCAAGGGGUUGCCGUUCGCGGCCGCCGUCGAGCACCAUGGCCAAGCCGGAGCUGUACCGUGCCAAGUGCGGCUUCAGUCCGUACGCCCUCAGCCCCGCCGAUAAGGCGACCCAGGACGUGCAGCACAAGUCCGUGCCCACCUCGCCCAACUUCCUGCGCUCCGCCAACAUCAACGCGCUCAACCUCAACAACAAGGUGAACCAGAACAUCCAGUUCUUCACCAAGCUGAGCGCCAAGACCAUCGAGGAGGGUGGAAACGCGGCGGUGGUGCCCGGGUCGCCGAAGGCGGUGCUCAGGAAGAAGGACAAGUCCCCUGGCAGGCUGGCCGACAAGGAGAACGACCAGCAGGGCAAGAAGGAGGAGGACCCCGAGGACCAGGAGGGCCAGGAGGGGGAGAGGGAGAAGAAGGACGAGAAGCCGAGCGAGAAGCAGGAGAGGGUGAAGGUGCUGCUGGACCUGCCGAACCAGGAGCAGAAGACCUCCAAGUCCACCGAGGACCUCAGUGAGGUCGGCGACGACGUCAACGAGAAAGACCUGGACGACAUCAAGGAUCUCAACGACCUCAAGGAACUGUUCCUCGGCUUCAAGGAAGGCGACUUGUUCAGGGUUCUGAGCAAGGAGUGGGAGCUCUGGUGGGCUGUGCGCUCACUUGACUCCAACCGUCGAGUUGGCCUGGUGCAGGCCCAGCUCCUGGAGAAGACAGAAGACGAUGCGCAUGUGCUUGAUGACGAGGAAGCAGAAGAUAUGGACCAGAUCGAGACGAACCUCAAGGCAUCCCUGGACGAGCUGCGGCAGCGCAUCGGAGAGAACGAUCCAGCGGGCAUCUAUUCCGAAGCAAUGAUCCCUGAGGCCGAGAGGAUGGAGCGGUGCAAUCAACGGAACCAGCCCGGGGGUCUGAUGGGCGGAAUGGGCCUGGGAGGACUGGGGAGGCCCAUGCCAACAGGUGGGCCGCCCCACGUCAGCUCGGAGGGCCUCAUCCUGCCUAGGAAGCCACAGAACCCUUGCCUGGACUCGACGGAGAAGCAAAACCUUCAUCGAGAACUCAUGUUCAACCAAAAGAUGGGCAAAAGUCCUCUCAACCAGAAGUCUGAGCUUCAGCGUGCUCUGCAGACUCGUAAGGAACAUCAAGUUAGGAAGGAAGCGGAGCUGCAGAAACAACAAUCUAAGACCCCAUUUGAGCAGAUGAUUGAGGCAAGAGCUCGCAAGCUGGAGUCUAAACCUGAAGAAAAAAACAACCUUGGAGCUGAACCAGAAUUCAUCAAAGUGCACGCAAAGCUGCGAGCAAAGAUGGAGCCGAAGUAAUGGGAUAUACUGUGGCUAGUCACUGGCAACUUUAUUUGGAGCACGAAGCUCGUGUGUUACGCUGUAUUCACUGUUGUUCUCAUCACAACCGGACAUCUCAUUUGGCCUAUGUAAAGAGGCUGCUGUAUUUUGACCCAAGGUGCCAGUUGAACCCCUUACAAAAACUCAAGCCAUUUCUCACAAAAAGCUAUGUUCAUGUUGGAACUAAGCUUAGCUUCCUGUGUUAUGUGCCUCUUUCUGCCCUCCUAGGAAAUGCCAUAUAGUUGAAAGAUGCAUUGAAACAUGGUAUUGCUUGUCUGUGACUCACAUUUUUACUUUAAGAAUUUUUAUGCAAAGUGGACAUUACUUGUGUGUUCUCUCCAUCUAGUUUAGCGUUAGUUGUGAUCUUAUUUUAAUAUGUAACUGUUAGUUAUUUAAAUAUACUGACUCCUACUUCCAUCAGAUUGUGCACAAUGAAUGUCAGGAAUUCAGAUGGUUCGCCAUCUGUACUGUUCUUUUCAUAUGUUUCUUGCUUUAAGAUUUUUUGUGUGGAAAAAGAACCCAUUUGGUUGUACUCUUGACUUCAGGGAUUUAUUCCAUUCCUCCAAUAUUCAGGAUAUAGUGAUGUACUGUGCUGUGUUUGACAAAGUUUCAAUGAGUUCUCCCAAUGUUAUUGUUCUAAAUCAUUGUGUAUCAAUCAUCAGCAAACAAAAGCUAGUUUAUAUCACAUUGAUUGUGAACAGUUUCUUGACCUCAAGAAAGUGCAUUUCUGUGAAUAAAUUAAAAGCCAUAAUUAUUACAUGUGACGUAUUGUACUGUAACACAAUUUAAUUUCGAUAGUCAUUUUUGUGUUCAUAGAAUUUUGUUUUGAAGAGAGUACAAUCCUAUCAGUAGCCGUCUUUUAUAUUUUGAUUUCUGGGGAUAACAUAAUUGCCAAUGACAUUUAUAAAAUGCUUUCUUUUUUUUCUUUUGAAAGUGAAUACCUCUGUCAUGUUAAACAAUCGUUUGGAAAAGUAAGAUCAAAAUAUUUUCUUAUGUGUCAAUCACAUUGCUUGAGUAUCGAAAUCCAGAAUAUUUUUGUAAUUCUACUUGUGUGAUUCUUAAAAUUAAUCAUCGUGACUACAAAAUUUUCUUAUUUGUGAACCAUACUGAUGCAGUUCAAAAUCAACAUGUUCGUUCACACAGUUGGCUUGGAAAGAAUUUAAUUACUUCAUGUAAGGCUAAAGCCAUCUCCUAAUUGUCUGGCACUAUGACUGUCAAUUUUUUGUAAAGAGAACCGUUAUUUUUGAACAGUAUUACUGUGGGCUUAGUCAGGGCUUUUAAGUCAGCCAUACAAAUUUGGUAUGUAACAAUAAAUCUCCAAUGUUUUCUCCUUU